AUAGAUACUAUUAUUUGAAAGUUGACGUGCUUGACACCUAACCUCAAUCAACUAUAAUUUACUGUUUCUAAUUUUAUAGCAAUAAUAAUAAUAAUUUUUCUUGUUUUAUUGCAAACUUUCAAGUCAACUCCAACCUUUUGCAUAAAAAAAUUCAGAAUAUAAUAUAAAAUAGAAACUAAUUUUAAGAAUAUAAAAUGUCUACUCCUGUGAUAAAGUAUGUAGGACGUACGACAAAUUUUAAAGGCAAAACGCUAUGGGAAAUAGUUGGGAGCCUGAAAAAUUUAGGAGUGGGAAGAGUUAUCGUCAGAUCAGUGUUUGAGCGGUAUCCUGAGCCCAGUUUUAUGAAGAUAGUGAAAGUUGAAACUUGUCCGGAUGAGGAACCACGUAAAGUGAGGGUGUGGGUUGAAAAAACGUUUAGAGGCAGAAAAUUACCAAAUUUGACAGAAAUUUAUAGUACAUCAUAUAAAGCAGAUUACAAAUUAAUACCAAAAAAUGAAGAAGAAGCAUUGUUUGCAUCUGUUAAUGAAGCUCAUAAACAACCAGAAGUAAUCCUGCCAAAUAUAAUAGAGAUGCCACCUUUGAUGAAGAAAUUUAUUGUUAAUGAUCAUGAGAAAAAAGGAUUAGAGCCAAUGAAGGAGUUUGUAAUGCAAUUAACCUAUAACCACAGUCCAAAUAGAGUACAGAGGAUUGCGAAGCCUGGAGAAAAACCAACAGUGGACUUCACGAUGGGACUUGGAAAACCAGCUAGUCCAUCAUUGUAUGAGGGAGUACCGCUUAAUUAAAAGAAAAUGAAAUUAUUUAUUAUAUAGCUAUGUAAUUAUUAGAAUACUGUAGGAAGGGAAAAAUACGAUAAUAAAAUAAUUAAAAACUAAUUAAA
Galleria mellonella (greater wax moth) is the source of this 877-nucleotide messenger RNA. RefSeq lists its product as uncharacterized. The record is from RefSeq and is a predicted model, not a curated record. The coding region runs from base 195 to 782 and encodes 195 amino acids. Lineage: Eukaryota; Metazoa; Arthropoda; Insecta; Lepidoptera; Pyralidae. The transcript has 3 exons. Gene Ontology annotation, molecular function: structural constituent of ribosome. Gene Ontology annotation, biological process: mitochondrial translation. Gene Ontology annotation, cellular component: mitochondrial small ribosomal subunit; mitochondrion.